CUGGCCACCGCCCCGAGGUCAAACCGGAGGCACACCGGCCAGAACAAAGUCCAGUCCGCUGCCCAGGGACAAAUUGAAGAAGUCGCUACGCCGCCAAGGGACCGCUGCGCGCCCUCGAAGGAUCCCCUUACGACGAUCCUACGUUGAGAUAUCGCGCGAGCUUGCAAGCUCGGUCCCGAUUGGUCGGCGCGCCCCUACGGAAGGGGGUGCCACAUCGAUUCCGCAAUCGAGCGGAUCUAGCGAGACACUCUCUAGUCGUCCGUCGGCAAGUACGAACACGAUUCAUAAGUUUCCUUAAGAUUCGCGAUAGCCGUCCCGAGUCGGGUAUUCGUUUCGUCCUGCGACGACUGUUGGCACAAGGUGACGGCGAGGAUCCCGAAAAGACCGAAGAGAAGGCAUCGCAUCGGUGAGGUUGCCCGCAAGUAGAGUCCUAUAUAAAGAGAGAAGCGACAUUGAACCCCCACUACAGACUUCGCAUCCCCACCAUCACCUCCAGCACCGCCAUAUUGGGACUGCUCCAUGUCAUCAAACAUCAAACUCCAUUUAAUAUAUAUAAACAUACUCCGUCAGCGUGAGGUUAAAAUGUUCGAUACACAUGUUUAAUACAUGUUGCAGUUUUAUUCUCUUCAUGUUUUUUAUUGAAUAAAUGUGGUGAUUGAGUGAUAAUUGAUGGUGAAAAUUGAAAAUGUCAUGCAAAGAGGAAGUGAGCGCUUCCCAAAUAUACAAUGAUGACGAAUGGAAGCAUUACAUUGAUCAGUACACAAUUGAUGAGACUUCAGAAAUUUCUAUAAAUCAAUCUAAUUCCGAAACUCCUUGUGAUACUGCAAGUAAUAAAUUGCUCAUCGAUCAACUAAAAGCUCAAAAUGAUGAAGCCUCACAAAAAAUCAUCCAUCUGGAACGUGAGCAUGAUGCAAACCUAAAUAAACUGAUGGUGAUGCUUUCUGCUAUUGAACAAAUGGAGAGUAAGAUGUAUUGUACGAAGCGACUAUUCAUGAAAGUUACAAGUUCAAGCGGACGACGAUGGAAAAAGUAUUAUGCCAGAGUACAAAAGAAGAAAAAUUUGUGAUUUUAAAUGAAAAUCGAGAUUUUUAUUGCUAAUAUUGCAUCAUAUACAAGAAGUUUUAUACAGUAUUUUUAACAUUCUUAAGUUUUAUAUCAAGUAGAAUCACAAUUGAGAAUCACAAUUAUAAAUUUGUAAAAAAUAUGUAUAUCGCAUACACGAUAUUUAUCGCGAUAUCUAUCAAUAUCUAUCUAUUAAUCGCGUACAU
Molecule: messenger RNA, 1268 nt
Organism: Temnothorax curvispinosus
Lineage: Eukaryota; Metazoa; Arthropoda; Insecta; Hymenoptera; Formicidae
Exons: 3
Coding region: 686-1066 (126 amino acids)
Source: RefSeq, a predicted model, not a curated record